Messenger RNA from Onychostoma macrolepis, 4640 nucleotides. RefSeq names its product CD48 antigen. Lineage: Eukaryota; Metazoa; Chordata; Actinopteri; Cypriniformes; Cyprinidae. The record is from RefSeq and is a predicted model, not a curated record. Bases 384 to 1262 code for a protein of 292 amino acids. The transcript is spliced from 6 exons.
CCGUAUUUAAGCUUGAAAAAAUAUAUAUGCUAGAGUUCUGACUGAUGUAGCAACACUGUGAUGUCAAUCACAUAUAAUGGGGUAGUCUCUUUAUUUGAUUCCCUAGAAGUGUUCCUUCAAAACCACCAAGGCUUCCUCCAACGCAACAAUUUUUGUACUUUCCACCGCUCGUAAAAUAUCGGCUAUCACAAGAUACGCUAUGAAAGGAAACACGUGUUUAACGCCACACUUCCCGUUUCGUUCAAGCGAACUGUUUGUAGCAUGACUCUGAAGGAGUCAGUUGGCUGUGUUUUUGGAUAAGGAGCCCCACAAUCAGAAGAGGCGUGAAGGAAGGCCAAGAACUUCAAGGACCUCGUUGAUUUACGCCAACAAGCCAACAAGCGAUGAAUCUAUGUAGAGUUGUGCUGCUGUGUAUUGUGUGUAUCCAUCAAGUGCGCGGCAGAGAGGAAUAUAUUACUGGUUACAGCGGCCAGUCAGUCAUCCUGAAAUCUGGAGCGGACCGAUCAUGGAAUCUCACCAGAGUUCAGUGGUCCAUUUAUAAGAACACCACAUACAUUGCAGGUCUAAAGGACGGUGACGUGGUUUUAUACAAUUUCUGGAGACAUCAGGGUCGACUUGGCAUCAACAAUGAAACGGGAGAUUUAACAAUCCGUAAUGUGACGGUGAACGACAGCUUGACAUACAACGUGGCUUUGGCCACCUCAGAUGGCGGGCGUAAACAAGCUAAAGUUCAUCUCACAGUUCAAGAAAGUCUCAAGACACCAGACAUCCAGAUCCAGAUGCUUUAUUCCCUCAAUGACAGCCAUUGCUACAUUGCUCUUGAGUGCACUGCAUUUGGCCAAAAUGUGAAUUUGACCUGGGCGCCUGAUGGCAAGUUCAGCGGAUCGUAUAUUUCAGGAAUCCCAAACUCUGUCGUCUCUUCGUUGGUUCUUUUCGCAUCAUUUAGUGGCAACAGAAACGUGACAUUUAACUGUAAUGCUUCCAGUGGUCAACAGACAGUGACCAGGCAAAUGAGAGUGGGAUGUUCAGAGGAGCAGCAGAAGUAUGAAGUCUGCACCGCUUGCAGUUCCUGCGCUUCCGCUGUGCUAUGGAGUAUUCUGUUUACAGCUGCAGUUGUUUUGCUCUCUGUAUAUGCAAUUAUAAAAAAUAAAGGCAGAAUUCUAGAUGCUUGGUCUAAAAGUCCCUGCAAUUUCAUCCAGAAUAGCACCACCAGUUUCAGUCCUGGCUCCCGUGGUGUUCAAAGGAAACAAACCGCGGCAUAAGAAGAAGAAAAGUCCUCUUGCAUAAGCUGCAAAUGAACAGUUUUACGUAUUACUCUAUGGAAGAGAACAGAGAUGGAAACUCGAGUCUGCGACUUGGAUCAAGUCACACUUAAGUUGCAUAAAUAAAGACUUUGGACUUGACUUGGACUCGUGACUCAUGAGACUCGUAAAAAAUGCUAGUCAUUUGGUAUAGGAGUUCAUAUAAAUGUAUCUCUGAGGGGAACUGGCUGUCUUUAGAAAAGUUUAGAUGGUAUUUUCUUUUCAUCUUGCCUCCGUAUAAUGCAUAUUAAAUGUAGUGUUCAUAACCGCAGCGCUGCUUUGUUUAUAGCGGUAACCAGAUAGCACACGUACGUCUGCAAGAUGUCUGUUAAAGAUCUCUUGAUCUGGAAAGCAUCUGCUGUCUACAAACGUCUGACAGACGUCUUUCAGAUGUCAGUUUUACAUGCAUUCUAAAUCAUAAACAUCUUAAAGACAUCUAAUAGAUGUCUAUUUGACAUCUAAAAGGAAAUGUCCUAUAGACAUAUUGCAGAUGAGCAAACACCCUAAAAAAUACGUCUUGCAGAUGUAAAUGCAGACGUCAAAUACUACUAAGCUCAAAUGAGUUAAUGUCCCAGAUAGCACACGUACGUCUGCAAGAUGUCUGUUAAAGAUCUGUUGAUCUGGAAAGCAUCUGCUGUCUACAAACAUCUGACAGACAUCUGUAAGAUGUCAGUUUUACAUACAUUCUAAAUCAUAAACAUCUUAAAGACAUCUAAUAGACGUCUAUUUGACAUCUAAAAGGAGACGUCCUAUAGGCGUAUUGCAGAUGAGCAAACACCCUAAAAAUACGUCUUGCAGAUGUAAAUGCAGAUGUCAAAUAGACGUCUCCUAGAUGUACGUGUGCUAUCAGGGUGUGUGUUUCUUAUAGCAGUUAAAAUCGUCAUUUUUAAAAUUUAUUUUCAUUUUUAAUUCAGUGAUUUUUAACUUUUAAUUUAGUUAUUUUAAUGCUUUAAAUAGGAAUUUUAGAUUGUAAUGUUCUAAUGUUCUGCAAACUAUAAAAGGUACAGCUGUCAUAAAACCAGGUUACCAUAGACCAGGUUAGUUUCCCAGCGUAAGUUGCCACAGUGACUAAGCUUGAUCUAGGCCUAUGUUAAAUUUGCUUUAGAUAGCACACGCACGUCUGCAAGAUGUCUGUUAAAGAUCUCUUGAUCUGGAAAGCAUCUGCUGUCUACAAACGUCUGACAGACGUCUUUCAGAUGUCAGUUUUACAUGCAUUCUAAAUCAUAAACAUCUUAAAGACAUCUAAUAGAUGUCUAUUUGACAUCUAAAAGGAAAUGUCCUAUAGACAUAUUGCAGAUGAGCAAACACCCUAAAAAUACGUCUUGCAGAUGUAAAUGCAGACGUCAAAUACUACUAAGCUCAAAUGAGUUAAUGUCCCAGAUAGCACACGUACGUCUGCAAGAUGUCUGUUAAAGAUCUGUUGAUCUGGAAAGCAUCUGCUGUCUACAAACAUCUGACAGACAUCUGUAAGAUGUCAGUUUUACAUACAUUCUAAAUCAUAAACAUCUUAAAGACAUCUAAUAGACGUCUAUUUGACAUCUAAAAGGAGACGUCCUAUAGACGUAUUGCAGAUGAGCAAACACCCUAAAAAAUACGUCUUGCAGAUGUAAAUGCAGAUGUCAAAUAGACGUCUCCUAGAUGUACGUGUGCUAUCAGGGUGUGUGUUUCUUAUAGCAGUUAAAAUCGUCAUUUUUAAAAUUUAUUUUCAUUUUUAAUUCAGUGAUUUUUAACUUUUAAUUUAGUUAUUUUAAUGCUUUAAAUAGGAAUUUUAGAUUGUAAUGUUCUAAUGUUCUUCAAACUAUAAAAGGUACAGCUGUCAUAAAACCAGGUUACCAUAGACCAGGUUAGUUUCCCAGCGUAAGUUGCCACAGUGACUAAGCUUGAUCUAGGCCUAUGUUAAAUUUGCUUUAGAUAGCACACGUACGUCUGCAAGAUCUCUUGAUCUGGAAAGCAUCUGCUGGUCAAAAGGAAAUGUCCUAUAGACAUAUUGCAGAUGAGCAAACACCCUAAAACACCCUAAAAAAUACGUCUUGCAGAUGUAAAUGCAGACGUCAAAUAGACGUCUCCAAGAUGUACAUGUGCUAUCAGGGAGCAAACUAUGUUUAAUUGCUGUUCAAGUGCCACCUGCUGGCAGAGAGUGAAUCUGCAUUAAUUCAGCCUGUCUGCUGUUUUGUUUCUGCAGAUGUUUUAUGUAGAAUAGUUAAGACUUUACAAAACUAAAGUCAGACCAUUUUGUUUUUGCUUCAAAUUUCAAAUUAUACAAUCCAAUUUAGAUUAAAAACUGCUCAUGCUGGAUGUAUGCAGCCUCUUUGUUUGGAUUGUGUUGUGUUUAAAAUACAGCGGUUGCCUCUAAUUUUAAAUUGAAAAAGAGCACAGACAAAGCCUUAGUUUGUUUAUAUGAUAUUUAUUUAUUUCAUUUUUAUAAUUCAUUUGAUUAAUUGGGGUUUGUUUUAAAAUGUAGUUUUGUUGUUUGACAUCAUUUCAAUUUUUCAAAGAAAUGUGCAGCAUUUUAUUUGACAAUUGAUAAAUGGACACCUUUUCAUUUCUAAUUUGUCUUAAAUUUUGUUAGUUUUUUUUUGUUGUUGUUGUUGCCGAGAAAAUCAUAUCGUGAAAUCAGUAUUUCAAAACUGAUUUAGCCUCAAUUACUAGCUGAAAGAACUGUUGCUAAUAAAUAGAACAAAGACUUGAGACGUGACUUGGACUCCGCUUUAAAGACUUGAGACUUGACCGACUUGACCUCAAAAACAUGAGACUUGACUUGGACCUCAGAGACUUGUGAACAUGUCUGGAAGAGAACAUCUGGCAUUAUGUUUGACAGUUUUUGUUUUUUAAGAAGUUCCAUUUUAAAGAAAACAAUAUGCGGAGGUUGUGUUGGUUUGACCUCAUUGGAUGCGGUCUGUGAAAUGUGUCAUCUGUCACCUGUGUGCAUGAUCAUUUCUGGUACUUUAGGCAACAUUUUCAAAGAUACAAAAAAUGGAUGUUGAAAGAUCUGGAGGCUUGUGCUCCUUCAGUUUGAACGGACAUGACCCUUCUGGUACUGAUGUCCUUUAAAUCUGGACUCAGCAUGGCAGCUCUUUUAUUUAAUAAAUCGUUUAGCUUCUUUGUUCAAAAAUGCAUGUGAAGCUUAUUUUUCUAUGCAAUUACUAGCUGUUAUAAUGAAUUGUAGCAGUAUGUGCUCAGUGUGUCACAGUAUUCUUGACAAGUCUGUGAGUGCUAUUUUUGUCUUGUCAAUGGGAAGUUGUCAAUGUUUCAUAGAAAUGGACACAUGACCUCAGUUUCUGCGUAAAUACUUCAGAAACUGGUUCCAAUAAAAGGAUAUUCCACUGAAUUUUAACACUU